Drosophila innubila is the source of this 2957-nucleotide messenger RNA. RefSeq names its product sodium/hydrogen exchanger 6 (gene Nhe3). Lineage: Eukaryota; Metazoa; Arthropoda; Insecta; Diptera; Drosophilidae. Gene Ontology annotation, cellular component: recycling endosome; membrane. The transcript has 14 exons. The record is from RefSeq and is a predicted model, not a curated record. The coding region runs from base 386 to 2545 and encodes 719 amino acids. Gene Ontology annotation, biological process: proton transmembrane transport; regulation of pH; sodium ion transport. Gene Ontology annotation, molecular function: sodium:proton antiporter activity.
UGGCAACGUCGCUCAAACAGCUGUCAGUCGCAGAGCAGUCCUCAAGAAAACUGUUUUCUCUGCACUUUGUAGUUUUAGUAGAAUGAGAGAGAACAAGACGCGAACGUAAAUUUCAAAUAUAUUCUUAAUUGUGACUAAUUUAUGCGCGUUGAUUUUAAUUUGUAAUAUUUAUGUAAUUAAACACAAAGUGCAGCAAAAAUACACGUAACGGAAAGUGCCGUUGAGCAGAGGAAGAGGCAGAGACAGUAAAAGUUGUGCGCCAAAUCAAUUAACGAGCGUACGACUCGAACGUGAAAAUCGAUUUCAGUUUUGUGUGCUGACCACAUUCAACUGAUGUACAAUUGCACAAAUUGAUUGUAUUCCACCUGCACAUUGAAAGUGCAUAAUGAACGCUGUGCAGCCUUUAGAUCGCUGGAAAGGCGCAAUAUGUCUAAUCUCACUCUGGGCAUUUAUUGCUCGCUGCAGUGCGGCAGAUACGGACAUAACUCUGGAUGCAAAAGCUGCGUUUAAUCAUCGUAUGCAAAGUCUGGAUUUACUUAUAUUUGUUGGCCUGCUGUCCUUAACUGUUCUAACCAUUUGGCUAUUUAAACAUCAUCGCGUCUCUUGGCUCCAUGAGACUGGAUUGGCCGUUAUUUACGGUUUAAUUGUUGGUGCCAUUAUACGAUAUGCGGGCGCAAAUAAACCACUUGUCCAUAUGCAGGUGCAGCCCCAGGGAGAACCUACAUACACUAAUAAAUUGCCACCAGACACACUCUGGUUCAAGUAUCCUGUUAAUUCGACAAACAGUACAAAGCCGCCUGAAGGCAUUAAGACGUAUGCGUAUGUAUUUCGUGGUCAAGUCUAUGAUAUAGAGGAGAAUGAGAUCGAUUUAAAGGCCACAUUCGAUCCAGAAGUCUUUUUCAACAUCAUAUUGCCGCCCAUUAUAUUCUACGCUGGAUAUAGCUUAAAGAAGAAAUAUUUCUUCCGGAAUUUGGGUGCCAUUCUAACGUUUGCCAUUGUGGGCACCACGUUAUCGGCGUUCCUAAUCGGUGGUUUGAUGUAUGGUUGUGUGAAACUGAUGCCAAAUUACUUGAGUAGCAGUUUCACAUUUCUGGACACACUGUAUUUUGGUGCGCUGAUAUCACCCACAGAUCCGCUCACCAUAUUGGCCAUAUUCAAUGAUCUACACGUCGAUGUAAAUCUCUAUGCGCUUGUGUUGGGCGAAUCUGUGCUUAAUGAUGCCGUCGCAAUUGUCCUAAGCGGUGCAAUACAAAACUACGGCGAGCAUUAUUCCAAUUCAGGAGAGUUUGAGACAUCGGCUUUUCUGCGUUCGCUGAGCGACUUUUUCUCUAUUUUCUUCUUAUCGCUGUUGAUUGGCGCUGUUAUGGGCUGCUUUACGGCAUUGUUGACCAAGUUUACGCGUGUCCGUGACUUUCCCUUGCUGGAGUCGGCGCUGUUUGUGCUUAUGAGCUACAGCACCUUUCUCUUGGCCGAAGCCACAGAGCUGACUGGAGUGGUGGCAGUAUUAUUUUGCGGCAUUUGCCAGGCUCAUUAUACCUACAACAAUUUGACAGAGUGCUCGAGACAGCGCACUAAGCAGAUCUUUGAGCUGCUUAACUUCUUGGCCGAGAAUUUUAUAUUCUCAUACAUUGGCGUCUCAAUGUUCACCUUUCCCAAGCAUCAUUUCGAUGCUGGAUUCAUCAUAACCGCUUUCAUUUGCGCCGCUUUGGGACGUGCUGUCAAUGUGUAUCCUUUGUCCUGGUUGUUGAAUAUCAAACGUAAACCCAAAAUCUCAUCUAACUUCCAGCACAUGCUCUUCUUUGCUGGUUUACGUGGCGCCAUGUCCUUUGCCUUGGCCAUCCGGAACACUGUAUCCGAUGCGCGUCAAACAAUGUUAACAGCCACCUCGCUAAUUGUUAUAUUUACAGUCAUCAUUCAGGGUGGCGCUGCUAACUUUUUGCUUAACUGGUUGAAAAUACCCGUUGGCGUUGAUGAUGAGACUGAGCAAUUAAAUAAUUAUCAGGUUCACAGUGUUUACAAUUCCAUGGACAAUUCACAUUCGGCGCCGUCUGAUGGCUACUUGCAGGACGUGGAGGGCGGUGGGCGUGGCAAAACAAGGCUAGCGAGUGGAGCCGAUUCCAAUCAGGAUACGCCAAUGGAUGGAAAUGCAGCGACUGCUGUGAAUGGAGGCGCCGGACGACGACGCAAUAGCCAUGAGAAGGCGAUCCUGGCCCGCAUUUGGGGCAACUUUGAUACCAAAUAUAUGAAGCCGUUAUUAACGCAUUCGAGGCCUACGUUGUUGGAGACCUUGCCAGUUUGCUGUAAUCCCAUUGCGCGUCUGCUCACAACCACACAACAGCUGACACAGGAUGGCAGCGAGUUUAGGCGAGUUGAUUCCGAUUCGGAUAUUUGCAUUGACAACGAUACUGGUAAUGGUGUAGCCCAGGAUGGAGUCGGUGGCGGAGGUCGUCGUAAUUCCAUAAAUCGUAUGGAAAUCCUGGAGCAUGUUCAAAGUCCGGUAUCAACGAGAAUCAAGCUAUUAGGAUUCUAUGGCAAGAAGUUAUAAAAACAAUAGAAAUAAAUAAGUUUCUUUAUUGUUUUUUGCAUUAGAUAUGUAUUUCUAUAUAUAAUCAUAGAGAAUGCUUUCGAAAUUGCCGAACAAUAAUUAGUGUAAAUAAAUAUUAUUUAAGCCUUUUGCGUAUUUGAAGCGUAGUUGCGUUUCAAAAUUAUAGAAUUCUUCAAAUAAAUUUAAAUAAAUAAUUUCGUUUAUGUAACUAAAACAACACGCUAAUAUGCACGAUAAAAUAAAAAAUUGUUAAAAUAUUCGGUUAUAAUGUAUACCAGUUUAUUGUCUAAUUAUAUUGUCUAUUUAUUACAUACAUAUUUAUUAUUUAAUUAAAGCGAUGCGUUUUGAAGAUAUUAAUUGUUAUGCUAUUACUUUGUAAGUUUAAAAUCAAUAAAAAUUCAAGACUAUAAAA